This is a messenger RNA of Paramuricea clavata, 948 nucleotides long. Lineage: Eukaryota; Metazoa; Cnidaria; Anthozoa; Malacalcyonacea; Plexauridae. The record is from the annotation of a GenBank genome assembly.
CCCAACUUUGAGUUCUAACUUACAACCCGUAACUCCCGUAACCCUUGGUCUAACAUCUGAUAAUAAUAUUCCAUAUUCCACAUUCUUAAACGAGUUAAAUGCCCCGUCCUUCAGUCCAGAAUCUACGAACUCGAAUGCAUUUUCUUUGUCUUGGAAUAGUCCUUCCCUUAAUAAUCUCUCUUUUGAUUCGGUUGGGCAAUCAGAGCCCUGGGUUUCUACUCCUGUGCAGUCGGGUUUACCAGCUGGAUUUUUGGAAGAAAUUAAUUUCCCACGUUCUCGCAGCCCAAAUAAUUUCGAAAAUAUUUUGCCUGGUCAUGCAGAACACCCACCAAUAUUGAACCAAAUAAACAAGAAAAUGGAUGGCAUUUUUCAAAACGUUGAUGCGGUGUUGGCAAAUCAACGACUGAUCAUUGAUUGCCUGCAAAACAACGGCUUCUUGAAUCGUCCCAGUACCAGAUCGUCUGUCCCUGAAGCAGCUGAGCAGAAUCGGAUUAAUUUCACUAACCCACCUGACGAAUCCCAACACUAUGGCGCUGAAAAUGCUCAUGUCCAUGGAAGAGAACUCACAAUGGCAGAAUUGGAUGCUCUGAACUUAAAGAAAAAAAGAGGGACAACAGACGCUUAUUUUGCAGUGUUGUUAUUAAAGGAGUAUACAACGCCUGAAGAGCGCAUAAACUGUACUGUGUAUGGAGCGGGGCCCAAAUCAAAAGGAUUAAAUACAAAUACCUUAAUGAAUUAAAAAAGGCUACGAACAUUUUUAUUCGAACGAGUCAUGGGGUGAUGCUAUAAAGGCAAUGAACAAUCACAUGAGAAAGUACUGUUCUGCAAAAGACCCUGAAUAAAAUGUUUCCAGUGGCGUAGCCAGCCCGACAAUUUAGUCCUGCUAUGCAUAUUCAAAAUUAUCAUUAUUCAUUUCUUUAGAAAUUGAUUGUUUUCACAGUCAAUGAA